AUGGGGAACACUUGUGUUGGACCUAGUAUUUCUAGAAAUAGGUUCUUGCAGUCUGUUUCAGCUGCAAUGUGGCCGUCUCGGGUGCCGGAUGACACUGCUUCCACCACUAAUGGUGGGAGUAGUAGGGGUGGAACAGUAGAAUCUGGGAAAGACCCUGAUGUGGUAGUUCAAAAUAGGGCACCUGAACAGAUGACAAUGCCUAAGUCUGAACAGAAGGAAGUGGAACCAGUGAAGAAGGAAGAGGAACCGGUAAAGCCUAAGAAGGCGGUAGAGAUGAAGAGGGUAGGUAGUGCAGGACUUAAGACUGAUUCUGUGUUACAGAAGAAAACAGGCAACUUAAAAGAGUUUUUCAGUAUAGGAAAGAAAUUAGGACAAGGACAAUUUGGGACUACAUUUAAAUGUGUCGAAAAAGGGACAGGGAAAGAGUAUGCUUGUAAAUCGAUUGCUAAGAGGAAGUUGUUGACAGAUGAUGAUGUUGAAGAUGUUAGAAGGGAAAUUCAGAUAAUGCAUCACUUAGCAGGGCAUCCGAAUGUUAUAUCGAUAAAAGGGGCUUAUGAGGAUGCGGUAGCUGUUCAUGUAGUUAUGGAACGGUGUGCUGGAGGUGAGCUUUUCGAUAGGAUUAUUCAGCGGGGGCAUUAUACAGAAAGAAAAGCAGCUGAGCUCACAAGGACUAUUUUUGGGGUUGUUGAAGCUUGUCAUUCGCUGAGCGUCAUGCAUCGUGAUCUUAAGCCUGAAAAUUUCCUUUUUGUUGAUCAGAAGGAGGAUUCACUUCUCAAAACUAUUGAUUUUGGAUUGUCAGUUUUCUUCAAACCAGGUGAGAGAUUUACUGAUGUUGUUGGCAGUCCUUAUUAUGUUGCACCGGAAGUUCUCAAAAAGCGGUAUGGUCCUGAAGCUGAUGUUUGGAGUGCUGGUGUGAUUGUGUACAUCUUAUUAAGUGGAGUGCCUCCUUUCUGGGCUGAAAAUGAGCAAGGAAUAUUUGAACAAGUCCUGCAUGGUGAUCUCGAUUUCUCGUCAGAUCCAUGGCCUAGUAUUUCAGAAGAUGCAAAAGACUUAGUUAGGGGAAUGCUUGUUCGAGAUCCCAGAAAACGUUUAACUGCUCACGAAGUCUUGUGCCAUCGCUGGGUUCAAGUUGAUGGUGUGGCUCCAGAUAAGCCUUUGGAUUCUGCAGUUCUGAGUCGAAUGAAACAAUUUUCUGCAAUGAACAAGCUCAAGAAGAUGGCUUUGAGAGUCAUUGCUGAAAGCCUGUCUGAAGAAGAAAUUGCCGGUCUGAAAGAAAUGUUCAAGAUGAUUGAUACAGACAAUAGUGGUCAAAUAACUUUUGAGGAGCUCAAAGUUGGUUUAAAAAGAGUUGGCGCUAAUCUCAAGGAAUCCGAGAUCUAUGAUCUUAUGCAAGCAGCAGAUGUUGAUAACAGCGGCACAAUUGACUAUGGGGAAUUUAUAGCUGCAACAUUACAUUUCAACAAAAUUGAAAGGGAAGAUCAUCUAUUUGCUGCUUUCUCUUACUUUGAUAAAGAUGGAAGUGGCUACAUCACUGCAGACGAGCUUCAACAAGCUUGUGAGGAAUUUGGCAUCGGUAACGUCCAUCUGGAAGAUAUGAUUAGAGAUGCUGAUCAGGACAAUGAUGGGCGCAUUGAUUACAAUGAGUUUGUCGCGAUGAUGCAAAAGGGACAUCCAGCGAGUGGUGGUGGCAAGCAAGGUCUAGAACACAGUUUCAGCACCGGAUUUAGAGACGCUCUAAAACUUUAG
This is a messenger RNA of Solanum tuberosum (potato), 1746 nucleotides long. RefSeq names its product calcium-dependent protein kinase 1-like. Gene Ontology annotation, molecular function: protein kinase activity; calcium ion binding; ATP binding. Gene Ontology annotation, biological process: protein phosphorylation. The record is from RefSeq and is marked provisional. NCBI's taxonomy places the organism in Eukaryota, Viridiplantae, Streptophyta, Magnoliopsida, Solanales, Solanaceae.